AUGGUGAUGGUUUAUUUUGGGCCUCACUAUUUCAUUCUCACUUUAUCACACUUCCACUCAAUAAUAGUGUGUUCGUUUCCAACUCUCUCUCUUCUUCACUUGAUUUACUUAAUUGAAUUGGAGAUGUUGGAGGAGUUGAGUGAUCAGAAUAUGAUCGCGAAGGGGAAGCGAACGAAGCGGCCAAGGCCGUCUUCGUCCACCUCCUCAAACAAUUCAUUGGUAUCAUCUCCGGCGACCUCAAGUGGGAUAUCGACAAGCACCGAAGAAGACGAGGACAUGGCCAACUGUUUGAUUCUCCUCGCACGUGGGAAGUCUCCUCCACAGGCAGCGGUGCCGGACAAUAAAUUCAGCAGCCGGAAAUUCGCCUCAGCCGGAAAAGUAGGCAUCUACGUCUAUGAGUGCAAGACCUGCAACAGAACCUUCCCAUCUUUCCAAGCAUUGGGGGGCCACAGAGCCAGCCACAAGAAGCCCAAAACCGCCGCCGAAACUGAUCAAGAAGAGGAAAGAGGAACUGAUUUCAGAAAAUUAACCACCAUUUGUCCAGCACAUAAUGAUCCCAACAAGCCCAAAAUGCAUGAGUGCUCCAUCUGCGGCUCCGAAUUCGGAUCGGGCCAAGCCCUCGGCGGCCACAUGCGGCGGCAUAGGCCUAGGAAUGAAGCUGCGGAUGAGAAGCCCAGAAAUAUAUUGGCAUUGGAUCUCAACCUCCCGGCUCCGCCGGAGGAGGAGAAACUACAGCCGCCGCCGCAUGUAGUCUUCUCCGCCGCCGCGCUUGUGGAUUGCCACUACUAGAUAGGAGGAUAAUUGGGGUUGACAUUUGAUCAUGUGAAUAAUUAUACCAACAAUAUUUGUUUUUGUUUUUUUCUAUUACUAUAAAUUUAUGAGCUACAUUAUUCAUUAUUGUUUCCUGUAAUAAACACAUUGAGAUUUGAACGAGGCCGAUUAAACAUUUUGGUUGUGUUCAUUUUUUCAGUGAUGAAGUUUAAGUUGAAUUCUUUGAGUGAGUAAGUGGUUACUAUU
Molecule: messenger RNA, 1017 nt
Organism: Salvia hispanica
Lineage: Eukaryota; Viridiplantae; Streptophyta; Magnoliopsida; Lamiales; Lamiaceae
Product: zinc finger protein ZAT5-like
Source: RefSeq, a predicted model, not a curated record